CAUAUUUCAUUUAUGAACACGUUGGCCGUUGCUUGCUCAACGACUUGGUGAAUGGUUGGUCAUUAAGCAAUCUUGGUCUCGUCGCUUCCGUCCUAAGGUUUAUUUAGUAUAACAUAAUAUACGUUCUGUGUUGGAACUCAAAAUGGUUCCUACGGCAAAGGAGAUUAGAGACCGAUACAUCAAAUUUUUUACCGACAAAAAGAACCACGAAUACAUACAUUCCUCGUCCGUCGUUCCUUUGGACGAUCCCACUUUAUUGUUUGCAAAUGCUGGCAUGAAUCAGUUCAAGCCCAUAUUUUUGGGUACUGUAAAUCCGUCGUCGGAUAUGGCCAAAUGGAAACGUGCGGUCAACACACAGAAAUGCAUUCGCGCUGGUGGAAAACAUAAUGAUCUAGAUGAUGUCGGUAAGGACGUUUAUCAUCAUACAUUCUUUGAGAUGCUGGGAAAUUGGUCUUUUGGCGAUUAUUUCAAAAUUGAAAUAUGCCAAUGGGCUUGGGAAUUCCUUACUCAAGAAUUUAAUUUAUCUCCUGACAGAUUGUAUGUGACUUAUUUUGGUGGCGAUACAAAGUCGGGUCUCGAACCAGAUUUAGAAUGUAAAAAUAUUUGGCUUAAUUUAGGACUUCCCGAGAGCCAUAUUAUUCCAGGUAGUAUGAAGGAUAACUUUUGGGAAAUGGGUGAGACUGGUCCUUGUGGUCCUUGCUCUGAAAUACAUUAUGACCGAAUUGGUAACAGAUUGGCAGCUGAUUUAGUCAACCAAGACGACCCUGAUGUUUUGGAAAUUUGGAAUCUAGUGUUUAUGCAAUAUAAUCGAGAAAAGGAUGGAACAUUAAAGAAUUUACCCAAAAAACAUAUUGAUUGUGGUAUGGGCUUUGAACGGCUCGUUUCAGUCAUUCAAGACAAGCGGUCAAACUAUGAUACUGAUAUUUUUCAGCCUUUGUUCAUAGCCAUUCAGAGUGGUACGAAUGCAGCUCCAUACGAAGGCAAAGUCGGUGCAGAUGAUCAAGAUCAAAAAGAUAUGGCCUAUAGAGUGCUUGCGGAUCACGCUAGAACAUUAACUAUUGCAUUAUCUGAUGGUGGACGACCUGACAAUACUGGCCGAGGCUAUGUAUUAAGGCGUAUACUUAGGCGAGCAGUUCGAUACGCUACAGAAAAGUUAAACGCUAAACCUGGAUUUUUUGCUAGUUUAGUACAAGUUGUUGUUGACAUACUUGGGGAUACAUUUCCUGAAGUGGUCAAAGAUCCACAGCAAGUAGUUGAUAUAAUUAACGAAGAAGAAGAGCAAUUUUUAAAAACAUUAUAUCGCGGUCGUAAUCUUUUAAGUAAAACUAUUUCAAAGCUGACUAACAAAACCAUACCGGGGGAAGUUGCCUGGAGGUUGUAUGAUACGUAUGGUUUCCCCGUAGACUUGACACAUUUAAUGGUUGAAGAAAAAGGAUUAUCUAUUGAUAUGGAAGCAUACGAAGAAGCCAAGAAAAGAGCUCAGCUUGUUAGCCAAAAUAAAGUAGACGGUAGUAAGGAAAUGGUUUCUUUGGAUGUUCAUGCUCUUGCAGAUUUACAAGCAAAAGGGGUACCUACAACAGACGAUUUGCCAAAGUACGAUUAUAACGCUUUAUCGGAUGGACCAAAUGCCGAGUAUACAUUCAAUACAUGUACAUCAAAAGUUUUGAGUAUCAAAAUUUCUAGUGGUUUCGUCCAACAAGUAAGUGCAUUAGAAGAAUGUGGAAUAUUAUUGGAUAAAACAUGUUUUUAUGCAGAACAAGGUGGUCAAAUUUAUGACGAAGGUUCUUUAAUCAAGGACGAGGACACAGAGCUGUAUAUAAAAAAUGUUCAAGUACGAGCUGGAUACGUUUUACAUGUUGGCAUUCUGGAAAGUGGUUGUUUGAAAGUCGGGGAUCAAGUAACUCUAAAAAUUGACGACAAAAGACGUCGCCUAAUAAUGAAUAAUCAUACAGCUACUCAUACUCUGAACCACACGUUGCGUGUUGUUUUGGGUGACAGCUCUAAUCAAAAAGGAUCUCUGGUCGCUCCAGAUAGAUUACGUUUUGAUUUUACAAACAAGUCUGCAAUGACCGUGGAUCAAAUUGCCAAAGUCGAAAAACUUACAAAUGAAGUAAUCGAUCGAAACGAUGCUGUGUAUGCCCAAGUUACCGCUUUAAACGAUGCUAAAAAUAUUAAAGGAUUACGUGCCAUGUUUGAUGAAACUUAUCCAGAUCCAGUUCGCGUUGUUUCGGUUGGUGUUCCCGUAGAAAAAUUACUUUCAGAACCACAGGGAACUGCGGGCUUAGAAACUUCUGUAGAGUUUUGUGGGGGCACACAUUUACACAAGACUGGCCAUAUGGAGCGUUUUGUAAUACUCACCGAAGAGGCAAUAGCUAAAGGUAUUCGUAGGAUCGUUGCGUUAACCGGUCCAGAAGCAACUAAAGCCUACAACAGGGGAGAAGAACUUAGGAAACAAAUAACGAAACUGAGUCCGAAAGAUUUGAAUUUGCCUAAAUUAAUAACCGAAGCGCAAGAUAAACUAAGUAAGUCGGUAAUGCCUUACUGGGUAAAAGAAGAAUUAAGGCAAGUCUUGUCUGGCCUUAAGAAGGGUAUUGCAGACGAAGAGCGAAAACGACAAGCAGCCGUCGCUGCAGUUAUCGUGGAAACGGUAAAAGACAAGAUAAACGCAGAAGCGGAUAGAACGGUGGUUGUGUGCAAGUUGGACGCAGGGUCCAAUACAAAAGCGUUAGACACAGCUUUAAAACAGGUAAAGACGACUAGACCAGAAAUCGCGGUCAUGUUGAUUUCUGAGGAUAAAAAUUGCGGCAAAAUAUAUUGCCACUGUGCGGUUUCUAAGGACCUAAAUGCUAAGGGGCUCAAGGCUAACGAUUGGGCAGCGAAAGUUGCAGCGGCUAUUAACGGCAAAGGUGGAGGCAAAGCGGAUUCCGCUCAAGCGUCCGGUACGAAUAGUCAAAACGUAGAUGAACUUGUAAAAAUAGCAGAGGAAUUUGCAUCUCUGUCACUCAGUUAAAUUUUUAUAAAGAAUAUAAUGAUUUUUUUAUUUUUAUUUUCAUAAAAUCAAAUGAGUGCUACUUGUAUCAAAUUUUUAAGCAUAAUUUUUUCAAAACUGUUCAAUAUCCAGUUGCUAAUUUUGUAUAAUUUCAAAGAAUAUACAGAUACGAUUUUUUGAUCAUUGAAA
Molecule: messenger RNA, 3178 nt
Organism: Adelges cooleyi (spruce gall adelgid)
Lineage: Eukaryota; Metazoa; Arthropoda; Insecta; Hemiptera; Adelgidae
Product: alanine--tRNA ligase, cytoplasmic-like
Exons: 2
Coding region: 143-3010 (955 amino acids)
Biological process (GO): alanyl-tRNA aminoacylation; tRNA modification
Cellular component (GO): mitochondrion; cytoplasm
Molecular function (GO): aminoacyl-tRNA deacylase activity; nucleic acid binding; alanine-tRNA ligase activity
Source: RefSeq, a predicted model, not a curated record